Molecule: messenger RNA, 591 nt
Organism: Trematosphaeria pertusa
Lineage: Eukaryota; Fungi; Ascomycota; Dothideomycetes; Pleosporales; Trematosphaeriaceae
Exons: 1
Coding region: 118-426 (102 amino acids)
Source: RefSeq, a predicted model, not a curated record
CAACCAGCAGCUAACAGUGAUACAGGUACGACGACGACUACCGGUUCCGACAUAAAAGCCCUCGCUUCUAGGAGCGAAGGCGCAAGGGGCGAUUCAGUACCGCAGCUCGACAGCACUAUGGUCAUUCCGAAAUUUGAGGCAAGCGUUGAUCCGCUUGGCAGCAUUCCCGAGCUCCCAGCCACCGAGAGGAAUGCUCCAUUCGCUACGCCCGAUCCAUCCAGGACUGCUGAGUCAUCGAGCGAUACACCUGGUUCAAGAGGGGUGCGUCACGGGCAAGGCGCGGAAGAUCAUGUAUUGAGUUGGGCGCAGUACCAUUCUCUGGGCAACCGAAAUCCCUCCUCUAGGCUUUCCCAGCCUCAUGGGGCGCCGGACGCUUCUGCUUCUGUGUGGGGUACUAUGGGCUCUAGAAGGAGUAAUGGCAUAUAGUGAGCUCUGAUAGGACUCACAUUCUCAUAUGUUUGUCCGAAUAUGGAUUUAGUCUCGGCAACUCCAAAGCGUGAGCGGAGUUUAAACAGCAGCCCGGGUGCUCAUCAACAAUGUAUAUUAGAAUUUGGUAAACGAGGCGAUUUAAUAUCACCUAUAAGAACUCAG